UGAUCUAUUCUUAGCUUCUGAAUUUUGCUGCUUUUCAGGCAAUCGCUGAAGUAUCAAUGGAGACAAUAUUUGCUAGCAAUAAAAGACCCCUCUACGUUGUUACUCCUGUGUUGGAGAGCAUCGCUUUGUCCCAGGCUGCUGGCAGUAAGGUCUACAUGAAAAUGGAAAAUGUGCAACCCACAGGCUCUUUCAAGAUCCGAGGCAUUAGCUAUUUCUGUCAGGAGGUUGCCAAGAGGGGCUGUCGGCACCUUGUUUGCUCAUCAGGUGGUAAUGCUGGCCUUGCUGCGGCUUAUUCUGCCCAAAAACUCGGUAUCCCGGCUACCAUUGUUGUGCCGGAAUUUAUUGCACCAUCCACAGUGAAGAUGCUGGAGAACUUGGGAGCAGAGGUGGAAAUCUUUGGGAAGGUUUGGGAUGAUGCCAGUGACAGAGCCACACUGCUGGCCAAGGAAGAUGGCUGGGUCAAUGUCCACCCUUUCGAUCAUCCAUCAAUCUGGAAAGGUCACAGCAGCCUGGUCAAGGAGCUGAAGGACUCCCUGGACACCAUGCCAGGAGCCAUUGUCUUGUCAGUGGGAGGAGGCGGGCUGCUGGCCGGCGUGGUCGCAGGUCUGCAAGAGGUGGGAUGGCUGGACGUGCCCAUUGUGGCGGUGGAGACCAGAGGGGCGGACAGCUUCAACGCAGCCCUCCAGGCGGGCCAACUUGUCACUCUGCCUGAUAUAACCAGUGUGGCCAAGUGCCUGGGGGCCAAGACAGUGGCACAACGAGCGUUGGAUUGCGCUAGCGAGUGGCCAAUCAUCUCGCAUGUGCUGGAGGAUAUUGAAGCUGUGAAAGCUGUGGAGCAGUUCCUGGAUGAUGAGCGGAUGCUAGUGGAGCCUGCCUGUGGAGCUUCUCUGGCCCUGCUCUACUCUGGCCACAUCCAGCGACUGCAGGAAGAGGGACGCUUGAGCCGGACCGUGGACUCAAUCGUCAUCAUCGUGUGUGGAGGAAGCAGCAUCCGGAUGGACACGCUGCAGAACAUGAAGAACCAGCUGGGGAUGAAGUGACGGACAGAAGCCCUGAAGUGGCCACCGGAU
This is a messenger RNA of Heteronotia binoei (common prickly gecko), 1070 nucleotides long. RefSeq names its product serine dehydratase-like. The transcript is spliced from 7 exons. Gene Ontology annotation, biological process: L-threonine catabolic process; L-serine catabolic process. Gene Ontology annotation, molecular function: L-serine ammonia-lyase activity; pyridoxal phosphate binding; threonine deaminase activity. The record is from RefSeq and is a predicted model, not a curated record. Bases 57 to 1040 code for a protein of 327 amino acids. NCBI's taxonomy places the organism in Eukaryota, Metazoa, Chordata, Lepidosauria, Squamata, Gekkonidae.